Molecule: messenger RNA, 726 nt
Organism: Colletotrichum scovillei
Lineage: Eukaryota; Fungi; Ascomycota; Sordariomycetes; Glomerellales; Glomerellaceae
Exons: 1
Coding region: 1-726 (241 amino acids)
Source: RefSeq, a predicted model, not a curated record
AUGCAGGACACACCGAGAACAAACCCAUACGCAGCAUCUCCCUUCUCAUACGCACAAGCACAACAAUACGUUCAAUCUCUAGCAGGCACUGGGACAUUUGGCUUCCCUCCGCCACCUCCAAUCCCAGAGCCAUCGCCUAUCCGCAUCUUCAGAUGGCCAACUCGCUCAUCCCGCAGCGGCAACUCUACACCAAGUGUCUUCUCCGGAUUCCGCACACCCAAGACGCCUACUCGCGCUUUAUCUCGGGCUUCUCGAAGUACCGUGUCAUCCAUGCUAUGGCACGGCCGCAGAGACGUCGCUCGAAGAACCAUCAUUCGUACUCCCGGAUCUCAAAAGUCAGCAAAGUCAGCAAGGUCUCGUACCAACAUUUCUUCUCACAGCCCUGAGAGCACGAUGCCCGAGGGCCUACAUACUCCCAUUCUGGAUUGGCUUCACUGGAUCCGAGGCCACCAACAGGUCGAGCCCGACCCAGAGAUGAACCAUCGAAAGAGCUUCGCCAGCACCACGGAGAGCUCGAUUUCUGAAACAAGCGUUGCAAGCACAGCUAGCAGCGGUGUCUUCUCGCCCACACUCCUUUCCUACCAUCCUCCGGCCAACACGCCGAGUGUCACAACCGAGACCAUUCAAUAUCUACCGCUGCCUUUAUUUAAGAAAAGAGCCAGUGAUAGCAAUAGCGAGGUUACGGUGGAAGCGUCCGGUACGGUCCGCAUCCCAAGUUUUGGAUGA